Suillus clintonianus is the source of this 1674-nucleotide messenger RNA. RefSeq lists its product as uncharacterized. Gene Ontology annotation, cellular component: plasma membrane. The transcript is spliced from 5 exons. The record is from RefSeq and is a predicted model, not a curated record. Lineage: Eukaryota; Fungi; Basidiomycota; Agaricomycetes; Boletales; Suillaceae. Bases 206 to 1261 code for a protein of 351 amino acids.
CCCCUAUAGGCUAUUGUGCCAUUUCUACUCUGUCUAACCUAGAAAGAAGGCGAUCUUCCUUGAAGUUCCUUCUAGUAUAUGCUCUGGUCACGGGAGACUAACUUCUGUCUAAGCCGACCGUCGCAAUAUAGCUCGUACCCCGACGUAUAAAGAAAACCCAACAGGAUUUAGGUGUGGUCCUCGGUCAACAACGCCCCGCUGAAUCAUGUCGCUCCAUCAGCAUGAGAUCACGGAGUCCCAUCCCAAACCCCUGCAAGCCCUCUUAGGGGGGAUUGGCAUUGCACUGUCUGUUCAUUCUCUUCUAGUGCUUAAUGGAUCUGUCCUUGGUGUUUCUGGCUUUAUUCACCGCUCCUUUCGAGGAGACAAAGCAGCGAUGGCUUCCGUCGUGGGUCUGAUUCUAGGUGGUGUCACUAUCGGCAUCGCCAGUAAUGUGGAUACCCCAGAGCCCCAGACUACCGUGUCUUCGCAUCUCCGAAUGGUGUUUUCUGGGUUGCUCGUCGGGAUCGGGACGAAGCUGGCCAAUGGAUGCACCUCAGGCCAUAUGAUUUGUGGCUUAUCCCGACUUUCUCUUCGGUAUGCUCUGAACUCGUCUUCUCAGUGUGUGUGGAUUCAACACAUUCAAAGUUCCCUUGUGGCAACAGCCACGUUCUUUGCAAGCGCCGUAGCUACAGCCCACUUCGUUCACGGAAACGGUGAUCUUGGAACUUCUGGGUCUUUGGAUUGGGCCCUCGAUAAACAGGGACGACAGUUUCUGGGCGCAACUCUUUCCCUUGGGAUUCUUUGGUUUGCGUACACGUGCUCGGCUCUCAAGAAUGGCACCAGCAACAGUUCAACACUCUCUAUUUUUCGCUAUAUGGCAAGCUUCUUGACAUCGUUGGCUUUCGCGUUCUCCAUCCGCCUGGGCAAUAUGGUCGAUCCACACAGGGUUCUAGCAUUCUUGGUGUUACCGUUGUCCUCGGCAUUCGACCCAACCAUGGUGUUCAUCGCAGGAAGCGCUCUUCCUCUGGCUGCCCUGCUCUAUCGGUAUGCGUGUGUAGAGCAACCUAGGUUCGGUGGCAAAUGGAACAUCCCGGCCUCCACCAAAAUCGACUGGAGGCUCAUACUUGGUUCAGUAAUAUUUGGGAUAGGUUGGGGGAUCGGUGGUAUCUGUCCUGGUCCUGGUUUAGUCAACUUCGGACGCUCUCUGUAUGCUGGUGUUGGUUUCACGGAGUAUGCAGCUUGGCUUUUAUCCAUGGGCUUCGGUGGCUUGCUUGUAAAGUAAUGGGAAAUGGUGCUGAAAGUUAUAGUAAUCAAGGACUAGUAGAAUUUUGUCUUACAUCACAGCUCGGCCACAGCGCGUCGCCUCAGGACGAAUAAUGCAUAUCAUACACUCCAACUACAAUAGUGUAAACAAUAACAAAUCAGGACGAAUUAGCGUAUGCAUAAGAUCGCCCCAAACGGAAUGAGACAGAUGUUUAUGCCAUCUGAUGGACACAUUCCCUCCUGCAAGACAGGCUUACGCAGAUGCAGGGACUGCUGAUGGUCCCGCGGUAGGUGUUGAAGACUUGGGAGAACCCUUACUUCUUCCCCACUUCACAUAAACUCGUUCCCCAUCCAUGUCCAGGCCAUUCGCCCAAGCUUCUGCUGCCCUCUCAGCAGAAUCACGAUCUCGGAAGUUGACGAACGCGCAUCUGA